Molecule: messenger RNA, 1015 nt
Organism: Cucurbita maxima (winter squash)
Lineage: Eukaryota; Viridiplantae; Streptophyta; Magnoliopsida; Cucurbitales; Cucurbitaceae
Product: argininosuccinate lyase, chloroplastic-like
Exons: 4
Coding region: 90-932 (280 amino acids)
Cellular component (GO): cytosol
Molecular function (GO): argininosuccinate lyase activity
Source: RefSeq, a predicted model, not a curated record
ACAAGGUACUUAUUAGAUCUAGAGAGUCGAUUUCUUUAGAUAAGGACCUUUACAAGUAUGAUAUCCGCGGGAGUCGUGCUCAUGCAUCGAUGCUCGCCAAGCAGGGAUUGAUAAGCGUCAGUGACGAAGACAGUAUUCUAACAGGUCUUGAUGCGAUCGAGAGGCGUAUUCAAAAUGGCGAGUUCGUCUGGAGAGCUGAUAGGGAAGAUGUUCACAUGAACAUUGAAGCUGCGCUUACUGAUUUGAUUGGCGAACCUGCCAAGAAACUUCAUCCUGCUCGGAGCCGCAACGACCAAGUCGAGACUGAUUUUCGCUUGUGGUGCCGCGAUGCCAUCGACUCCAUUGUCGAUAGGAUCAAAGAUCUUCAGAUUGCGAUGGUGGAUUUGGCAAUUAAGAAUGCAGGAACUAUUGUUCCAGGCUAUACACAUUUGCAGAGAGCACAGCCCGUCCUACUUCAGCAUCUUCUCUUGGCAUUCGUUGAGCAGCUUGAUCGGGAUUCUGGUCGAUUGCUGGACUGCAGAUCUAGACUGAAUUUCUGCCCCUUAGGAGCUUGUGCAUUGGCUGGUACUGGCCUCCCAAUUGAUCGAUUCACGACUUCGAACGCUUUAGGAUUCUCAUCUCCUUUGAGAAACAGUAUCGAUGCUGUUUCAGAUCGGGAUUUUGCAAUGGAGUUUCUGUCUGCCAAUUCAAUUACAGCCAUCCAUCUUUCUCGUCUGGGAGAAGAAUGGGUACUGUGGGCCUCAGAGGAGUUUGGAUUUAUCACACCUAAUGACUCUGUUUCAACUGGAAGUAGCAUAAUGCCCCAAAAGAAAAACCCGGAUCCAAUGGAACUCGUUCGUGGAAAGUCGGCUAGAGUCGUAGACGAUUUAGUAACCCUUUUAACAUUGUGCAAGGGUCUUCCUCUUGCAUACAACCAAGAUCUGCAGGUUUGAAUUUCUUGACAAUUCAAAUUUCGUUUCCAGAAGGCUUCUCUUGGUCAUCUUGACGCGACUACACUUGCAGACUAUCUCGUGCA